UCCCAUCACCGGUUUCUCCGUCUUUCUGGCCCUGUCCCACUACAUCCCGGAAAUCUCGGAAGUCGGAAUACGCCCUAGUUCAAUAAUUCUGAUUUAAUCAAAAAACGCACCAUGAAUUCACGUCGUCGUGCUCCAGAUUAAGUUUAAAGUCGGAUUCCAGUUUUUUUCCUCUCGGAAUUUUAAUUUGAAAUGGUCCCUCAAUAGAGAUUUGCACCUCGCAAACGUCGGAGCAGCUUCACAAUCCCAGAGUUAACCAUUCAGAACACUGAUAGCUUUUCAGCAUGAACGCCCACACUAAACGAAGAGCAACGUUUAAGCUAACUUUCACUACAGAAUUUUAAAGGGUUACUGUUAUUUAAAAAAUAAUUGCUUCAGCCGCUAUAUAAGGCAGCAUGUUAGCCUGUGAUAUCAUGGUUUCUGUGUUCCUCGUAUUUGCAUGUCGCGCUGCCUCCGUGGUUUCUGCGGUGUCUUGUCACACAAAGGAGUAUGCAACAAGGGAUGGGCAGUGCUGCCCGAUGUGCCAAGAAGGUACAGUUGUUCAGAGAGACUGCACAGCAUAUUCAGGAACUCGGUGCCGUUCCUGUGACCUGGGGACUUUCAUGAACCAACUCAAUGGUCUGUCUAACUGUUUCUCCUGCACUACCUGUGAUACAGGUCAUGGUCUCUUUGUCAAGCGGAACUGUACAGCAAAAACUGACACAGUGUGUGACGUUUUAAAUGGAUAUUACUGCAAAGGUUUGAUUGACAGUAAUGGAUGUAGUUUGGCAGAGAAACAUUCACAGUGUGAAGCUGGUCAGAGGAUAAAAGAAUCUGGAACUAGCAGAAGUGACACAGUGUGUGAAGACUGUCAGCCAGGCUUCUUUUCCAAAGACGGUGUGAAGUGCACUGCUUGGAAAACUUGCUCAAACACACAGAUAAAGGUCAAAGGAAGCUCGACCAGUGACGUUGUCUGUGGGAGAACAUCAAGUCAACAUUACUUUGUGUUUUUACCUUUUUUGCUUUGCUCAGUAGCAUUUACUAGCCUUGUGACAGGUUAGUGCAUCGUCUGCAUUGUGUUGACUUUUCAGUUUAAAGCCUUA
Messenger RNA from Pundamilia nyererei, 1079 nucleotides. Its product is annotated as tumor necrosis factor receptor superfamily member 5-like. The record is from RefSeq and is a predicted model, not a curated record. The coding region runs from base 393 to 1037 and encodes 214 amino acids. Gene Ontology annotation, molecular function: transmembrane signaling receptor activity; protein binding. Gene Ontology annotation, biological process: positive regulation of T cell migration; positive regulation of cytokine production involved in immune response; immune response. Lineage: Eukaryota; Metazoa; Chordata; Actinopteri; Cichliformes; Cichlidae. The transcript is spliced from 6 exons. Gene Ontology annotation, cellular component: membrane; external side of plasma membrane.